AUGAGGCAGCACAGUCUGCAUCCCAGUGCCAUCAGCGCGAGCCGUACGGUAACGACGUUUCUGGUUAUUUUUCGGGUUAGCACGUUCAGACAAAGAGAGCUGUGUACACUGUCUGUACAGCGUGACCUGAAAGACGUGAGCCGUGCGCUUUCUUCACACCGCGGGGACUACCUGACUUCUCUUAGUGUUGUGCUCGGCAAGCAUUCCACCUUGACCACAGUCCACGCGCUCGCACUCUACCUGGCCUCUACACAUAAGCUACAGGAGCUCCAACUGCGGCUUGAAAGUGUACCGCAGAAUUUACAGCAAGUGCUCUUCGCAGGCUUCCAGAGGAACGUCAGCCUUGAACGUCUGUGCAUUUUCGGGACUGAGAACCUUUGCAUCCCUGAGAACAUGCAGCAAGUGCUGUUCUCCUGGAUGGCAGAUAGCAAGCGGCUCUACAGCAUCAACGUGAAGAUGCACUGUUACGACACUAAGCAUAUGCUGGAGGUGCUUGCCUCGUCUCAACACCGAAAUCAUGUCCUCACGUCUCUGGCCUUUAGUAAAACUUGGGCCGACCAGUCGGUCCUCGAGACCAACCUCAAAAUGGGAGUCUGGCAACGAUGGUGCCACAAUCUGAAAUCAUUCGGGCGGACAGUGCAAAGAUCUGUCAGCGUGGCAUGA
Messenger RNA from Rhipicephalus sanguineus (brown dog tick), 663 nucleotides. RefSeq lists its product as uncharacterized. NCBI's taxonomy places the organism in Eukaryota, Metazoa, Arthropoda, Arachnida, Ixodida, Ixodidae. The transcript is spliced from 3 exons. The record is from RefSeq and is a predicted model, not a curated record. The coding region runs from base 1 to 663 and encodes 220 amino acids.